AUGGAGAAAACCAAUGUAUCACCCAAAACCAGUCCCAGUACUUCCACUCCAUCUGUCAGGACUACCAACGAUGGUAGAAUCAAUAAGGAGUUAGACCAGGCAUAUUGGUUCAUCGAGAAGUCUAAAGAUGCAGCGAGUCAGAGCGCGACCGUCGACCUCACACAUGUGUAUCGCAAGGUCGAUUGGCGUAUCGUGCCAGUGAUGUUUUUGGUCCUUUGGGGAAUCGCAACAGCUUGCACCGCCGCGGCGACUGACUAUUCUUCCCUGCUAGCAGCCAGAAUCGUUCUGGCAAUAUUCGAGGCCUCUUUGAUUCCGACGCAAGUCACAAUUCUAAGUCAAUGGUACAGCAAGUCCGAUCAAGCGCUGCGUACGGCCUUCUGGUGGUGCAGUGUCGGAGCAGGCCAGAUCAUCGGCGGUUUCCUCUCGUGGGCUUUUCAACAAGCUGAUAAUGCCACGUUCGCAUCUUGGCGGAUAAUGUUCUUGGUUGUAGGCGUUGUCACCAUCUUCAUUGGAAUUGCAGCGUAUUGGGCAAUGCCGGACUCUCCAAUGACGGCAAAAUUUUUAAGCACCGAUGAGAAAGUUGCAUUGCUUGAGCACGUGUCUGUUAAUCAGACUGGGGUUAGGAACAAGUAUUUCAAAGUGACGCAUCUGCUAGAAAUAUUCACGGACGUGCAGAUUUGGCUCUUCGUGGUCAUCACAAUAUUGGCCGCCCUACCCACUGGAGUAGUAACACUAUACUCGGCCACUCUUCUGGCGAAUGCUGGCUUCGCCCCAGAUAUUUCAGCCUUAUUGCUGAUACCUCAAGGAAUAGCCGGGAUCACAGCUGCCAUCAUGUGUGGCUAUGCCGUCCAGUACGCCUCACACAGGUGGGCAUGGCUCGUGUUCCUAUCUAUGCUCGGCAUCCUUGGCUCAGCGCUCAUGUCAUUCCUCCCCACAAGCAAUCACGCCGGCUUGCUGGCGGGCAUAUAUAUUACCAGUGCUGUCACUCCGGCACUAUUUCUUCUUUUCCAAUGGACCGCCUCAAAUGUCGCUGGGUCGACGAAGCGCUCUAUAGCCUUACCUCUGAUAGCGGGAAGCUUCAGUGCAGGCAGCGUGAUAGCUCCGCAGACUUUUCAGGCUAAAGAUGCUCCAGAUUACCUGCCGGCAAAGAUUACGACGAUGGCGUCACAGGUCGCUGGUGCCUUGCUGACUUUUCUCCUGUUUUGCUAUUAUGUCUGGAUGAAUAGACGAAGGGAUCGGCAUGCUGCUUUAGAAAGUCGGGCUGUUGAACACAAAGAGCAGGACCUCUGGGAGGAUCUUACCGACUCGAAGAAUCCUAAUUUUAGAUAUGUCUACUAG
This is a messenger RNA of Bacidia gigantensis, 1338 nucleotides long. RefSeq lists its product as uncharacterized. Gene Ontology annotation, biological process: transmembrane transport. Gene Ontology annotation, molecular function: transmembrane transporter activity. The coding region runs from base 1 to 1338 and encodes 445 amino acids. Gene Ontology annotation, cellular component: membrane. The record is from RefSeq and is a predicted model, not a curated record. NCBI's taxonomy places the organism in Eukaryota, Fungi, Ascomycota, Lecanoromycetes, Lecanorales, Ramalinaceae. The transcript has 3 exons.